CAUCACUAGACUACCCACUCUUCUCCUCCCUGAACAUUAUCUUUUGUGUCGCGUAAAAUAUUAAGGAAAACACUGUGAAAAUCUUUACGAAGCAACCAAAAAUAAAAACAGCUUAAUAACAUACGUUUCAAGGUGGCGCAAAAUGCAGGCGACGCAGCACUAAGCGCUCGCUUUUCGAGUCCUCAAUUAUUGUGAACUAAGCGUAUGCAACCUACUUAUAUUUAUUAACAACAACAACAACAGAACAGCAGCAGCAACAACAACAACAAACAGUAUGUACAACAACGUUGCACGGGGCUUCUCCAUACACGACGCAUUCGAGGAGGAGGAAGAGGAGGCGAUACGUGUCUAUGGCUCCACAGUGAUAUCGACGCCAAUGCGCGGUGGCGUAAGCGGCAGCGCCAAACAAGGUCGCUCCACCGAAGAUGUAUCCAUACGCAUACAGGAUCCAAAGGGCUACAACAAAUACGCCGAAGACACAACGUCGCGGGACAGCGACUCCCUGAUACAGGAAUAUGGCAAUCUGCCCACGGAGGAGACGAACACAUAUUGCUGGCGGCAUCCAAAGGUGCGCGAAAAUUGGCGCACAGUUCUGGCCGCGUUCACGCUCCUCGUGGUGGGCACCGGGCUAUUUGUGAUGGGCACCUUUGCCAUUGCCGAUCCACACAAUACAUCACAGGGUGUUGUAUUUUUUGUUGCUGGACUCAUUUGCUUUAUACCGGGCGCCUAUCAUGUCGUCUAUAUAUGGCUGGCGGCCAAAGGCUAUCGAGGGUUUGACUUUUACCAUUUACCUUUGUUUACAUAAGCACACACACAUAUAUAUAUAUAUAUAUAUAUAUAUAUUUAUAUAUAAUGUAAAUGUAUGUCGCAUUGGUUGAUCCAAUUUGUAUCAGCAAAACGCCCCUGGUCCCCUUACCCUCUGUCUAUAUACAUAUAUUUAUAUAUACAAUUAUUAUCUAUAUAUGGUAAUUAACUCAGAAGUCUUGUGUUUUAUGUGUGUCUUCAACGAAUUUCAAUGGACAAAACUCAAAAAGGAAAAAUGAUAAAAAGAAGUAAAACCUAGACAAAAACUCCAAUUCGAAUCCUAGCCUUAAUGUAUGUAUUUUUUUAAAAUUAAUCUUUUAUUAUAAUAUACUCAAAAACGUUUGGUAUACCCUCAAAGGCAGUGUUGCCAAUUUAGCUAUUUUCCAGCUGAAUUAGCUUAUUUUCGUAAGUCAUCAGCCCUAAACAGCUGAAGCUUCAAACUGAUUUAGCUAUUUUUCGGCCACUCAAGGACAAGAGCUAGCCAAUAUUUACUCGAAAAGCUAAUUUAGCCAUUUUUGAGCUAUUUCAACACUGGUUUCAGCUACUUUAUUCAAUAAACAUUUGGCAACACUGCUCAAAAAUGCAAAGGAUACGUAUGACAACACUCUUACACACACAUUCGAAA
This is a messenger RNA of Drosophila virilis, 1429 nucleotides long. Its product is annotated as transmembrane protein 134. Lineage: Eukaryota; Metazoa; Arthropoda; Insecta; Diptera; Drosophilidae. The record is from RefSeq and is a predicted model, not a curated record.